UCUUCGGGCCAGAGAACAAGCAAGAACCCCACAAAGUUCAGACUGUAAACUAAGCAAAACCCAUAAUUCGUUUCAUGGCCACCAUUUCCAGCUCUCGCAGUCGAUUAUUUGCACUCGUUAGAAUGCCAUUCUCCAUGCCAAGCUCUCAGCAUCGUUCAACUCCCAGGUGCUAUUGUUCUCAACAGAGCAUUACCUCUAUUGAGGACGAUAAAAAUGGCAACGAAGAAUUGGACCGCUUUGUUAAAUCCAAAGCAUCCGCCAAAACAAAACGAGCUAAAGCCAUGGCACGGCUUAUUAACUACAAGCCCUGGUCAAGUGAACUUGAGUCCUCUCUCUCUUCACUCUCUCCCUCACUAUCUAAAACCGCUGUACUCCAAACUCUCCGCCUUAUCAGAACCCCAUCCAAAGCCUUUCAAUUCUUCAACUGGGUACACGAAAUGGGUUUCUCUCACACUGACCAAUCGUACUUCAUGAUGCUAGAAAUCUUGGGUCGUGACAGAAAUCUCAAUGUAGCCCGAAAUUUGCUAUUUUCCAUGGAGAAAAGGUCUAAUGGGGUGGUUAAGCUCGAGGAUCGGUUCUUUAAUAGCUUGAUUAGGAACUACGGUCGAGCUGGGUUGUUCCAAGAGUCUAUAAAGCUUUUUACGACAAUGAAGUCUCUAGGUGUCUCGCCUUCUGUUGUUACGUUCAAUAGUAUUUUGACAAUUUUGCUUAGACGGGGUCGAACUAAUAUGGCAAAGGAUAUGUAUGAUGAAAUGCUCAGGACAUAUGGUGUUACGCCAGAUACAUAUACAUUUAAUAUCUUGAUUAGAGGAUUUUGUAAGAACUCAAUGGUUGACGAAGGGUUUCAAUUUUUUAAGUUAAUGUCACAUUUUAGCUGUGAACCGGAUGUUGUUACAUAUAAUACGCUAGUUGAUGGAUUGUGCAGGGUGGGGAAGGCGAGGAUUGCACAUAAUGUGGUGAAGGGUAUGAGCAAGAAAAGCAUGGACUUGAAUCCUAAUGUUGUUACUUAUACGGCUUUGAUUAGAGGUUACUGUAUGAAACAAGAGAUUGAUGUGGCUUUGGUUCUUCUUGAAGAGAUGACUAGUCAAGGGCUUAAACCGAAUAUAAUUACCUAUAAUACACUAAUUAAGGGACUUUGUGAGGCACAGAAUCUGGAGAAGAUAAAAGAGAUUUUGGAAGGAAUGAUGGAAGUAGGAGGAUUUACUCCAGAUACAUGUACAUUUAAUACAAUAAUCCAUGCACAUUGCAGCGCUGGAAACUUGGAUGAAGCACUGAAUGUUUUUGAGAAGAUGUCGGAAUUGCAGGUUCUACCAGAUUCAGCAACCUAUAGUGUUUUAAUACGAAGCUUGUGUCAGAUUGGGGAUUACAGUAGAGCAGAGAAGUUGUUUGGUGAGCUAUCUGAGAAGAAAAUCCUGCUUUGUGAUGUUGGAUGUAAGCCCCUAGUUGCUGCAUAUAACCCCAUGUUUGAAUAUUUGUGUGGAAAUGGGAAAACUAACAAGGCUGAGAGAGUGUUUAGGCAGUUAAUGAAAAGGGGAAGGCAAGAUCCUCCUUCAUACAAAACUUUAAUCAUGGGGCACUGUAGGGAAGGUACGUAUGAAGCAGGAUAUGAACUGGUAGUCUGGAUGUUAAGGAGAGAUUUUGUGCCAGAUUUCGAGAUCUAUGAAUCCUUGAUUGGUGGUUUCUUGCAGAAGGGAAAGCCUCUUCUUGCCCAGCAGACUCUAGAGAAGAUGCUGAAAAGCUCUCAUCUCCCAAAAACGUCCACUUUCCAUUCUAUACUUGCAGAACUUAUUGAGAAGGGAUGUGCCCGUGAAUCUUCCAGUUUUAUAAUGUUGAUGUUAGAGAGAAAGAUUAGACAAAAUAUUAAUCUUUCAACAAACUGUAUAAGGCUACUUCUUGAUAGGGGAUUGCGAGAUAAAGCAUUUCGGAUUGUUGGCAUGAUUUAUGAGAAUGGGUACUCAGUUAAGAUAGAAGAAUUGGUUGGUUUCCUUUGCCAGAGUAGAAAGCUGUUAGAGGCGCGUGACAUGUUUCUUUUUAGCUUGGAUAAGCAUCAAAAUAUUGACACCAACACAUGCAACACACUUAUAGCAGGCCUUUGUAAAAUGAAAAAACUUUCGGAAGCAUUUGGCUUGUACUAUGAAUUGGUGGAGAAAGGAGUCCAUCAACAGCUGACCUGCCUAUAUGAUUUGAAAACUGCCCUAGAUGCUGGGGGAAGAUCAGAUCAAGCUGAGUUUGUAUCUAAAAGAAUGCCAGGACAGGAACAUUUGGACAAACCUGCUUCAAAGUCAAGACCUAAACAAUUGUUAGGAGGCAGAGGUCACGAGAAUAGGAUGGAAUCGUUGCAUGGAAUAAACCCUCACACUUCCAACCCAAGAACCCAAAAGGCAACCAAACCUAUUAAAGUAAACAUUUCCUCUAUUUUCAUGCUACUCUUUCUUGGCACCAACCUCUCCCCAAGAACAAACCAACUCCCCCAUUUAUACUCCCCCAUUCAGACCCAGAUUUAUCUUUUAUAGCAACAACUCCACAAGAUGUCGAGGACUAAUGGUAAUGGUGCUGUUAAUGAAUAUCCUGCACAAAUUAGACGCAUUCCUACCCCAGGGAAGGCAACAGUUCUUGCUCUGGGCAAGGCUUUCCCUAGCCAACUCAUUCCUCAGGAAUGCUUGGUGGAGGGUUACAUUCGCGACACAAAAUGUGAAGACCUGUCCAUCAAAGAGAAAUUGGAGCGCCUGUGUAAAACCACCACCGUGAAGACAAGAUACACAGUGAUGUCCAAGGAGAUCCUAGACAAGUACCCGGAACUAGUGACAGAGGGGUCACCAACGAUCAAACAAAGGCUUGAAAUCGCAAACCCGGCAGUUCUAGAGAUGGCCAUGGAAGCCAGCCUCGCCUGCAUCAAGGAAUGGGGAAGGCCAGCUGAAGAUAUCACCCAUAUCGUCUAUGUUUCUUCGAGUGAAAUACGAUUACCCGGUGGAGAUCUCUACCUUGCCAGCCAACUAGGCCUAAGAAAUGAUGUUGGCCGUGUGAUGCUAUACUUUCUAGGCUGCUAUGGCGGUGUCACUGGCCUUAGGGUUGCCAAGGAUAUAGCUGAAAACAAUCCUGGAAGCCGGGUUUUGUUAACUACUUCCGAAACCACCAUACUUGGUUUUCGCCCACCAAACAAGGAACGCCCUUAUGAUCUUGUGGGGGCUGCACUUUUUGGUGAUGGAGCUGCGGCUGUGAUCAUUGGAACCAACCCACUGAAGGGUCAAGAGUCUCCUUUCAUGGAACUAAACUAUGCUGUCCAACAAUUCUUGCCAGGGACGCAUACUGUGAUUGACGGGAAGCUUUCCGAAGAGGGCAUAAACUUCAGGCUUGGAAGAGACCUGCCCCAGAAGAUAGAGGACAACAUUGAGGAGUUCUGCAAGAAGCUCAUGGCAAAGGCUAAUUUGAUAAACUUCAAUGAUUUGUUUUGGGCUGUUCAUCCCGGUGGACCAGCAAUUCUUAAUAGGCUCGAGAGCACCCUCAAUUUAACAAGUGAAAAGCUAGAAUGCAGUAGAAGGGCAUUGAUGGACUAUGGGAAUGUGAGUAGCAACACUAUAUUUUAUGUCAUCGACUAUAUGAGGGAGGAAUUGAAGAGAGGGACUGAAGAAUGGGGGCUUGCCUUAGCAUUUGGACCAGGCAUUACGUUCGAAGGCAUCCUCAUCCGUUGCCUGUAAUCACAUCUUGCAGCCAUUUUCCUGGUCUAAAGUGCAUGUCUUAUGUACUAUGCUAUGUUGCAUUUGAAGUUAGGAAUUCUACGAAAUCGAUUCAGUGUGCAACUUCUAAUUAGUCUCUUUAAGUUAUGGAAUAACAUGAAACGAUGGCUAGCUGUUUCUCCAAAAGUUUCUUUUUCUUAUUUGAAACGGAAUUUACGGAACUAUAGUACAUGAUCUAGGCAUUAUAUUUUCUAUAUAUAAAAAAAGUACCGGCAAAAUUUCUUCAAUAUCUGAGAUAAAUGCUGAUAAAAUGAUCUAUGACCAAA
Molecule: messenger RNA, 4000 nt
Organism: Juglans regia (Persian walnut)
Lineage: Eukaryota; Viridiplantae; Streptophyta; Magnoliopsida; Fagales; Juglandaceae
Product: pentatricopeptide repeat-containing protein At1g02060, chloroplastic-like
Biological process (GO): polyketide biosynthetic process
Molecular function (GO): protein binding; acyltransferase activity, transferring groups other than amino-acyl groups
Source: RefSeq, a predicted model, not a curated record